Cheilinus undulatus (humphead wrasse) is the source of this 3474-nucleotide messenger RNA. Its product is annotated as gastrula zinc finger protein XlCGF26.1-like. Gene Ontology annotation, molecular function: RNA polymerase II cis-regulatory region sequence-specific DNA binding; DNA-binding transcription factor activity. NCBI's taxonomy places the organism in Eukaryota, Metazoa, Chordata, Actinopteri, Labriformes, Labridae. The record is from RefSeq and is a predicted model, not a curated record. The coding region runs from base 82 to 2328 and encodes 748 amino acids. Gene Ontology annotation, biological process: regulation of transcription by RNA polymerase II. The transcript has 3 exons.
GUUUCACUUGGACGCUGCUACCACCAGCAGUACUGGGUUGAGUUGUUGGUCGUCUUUUCGGCUGUUAUUGAAUCAACAACGAUGUCUGAAGGAGACAGUUUGAGAGAAUUGGUCACAGAGAGACUAACGGCUGCUGCUGAAGACAUAUUUAAGCUUGUUAAAACUACUAUCGUCGAGUACAAGGAGGAGCUCGAGCGUCAACGGAAACGGUUGGAUAUCUUCUUGAGCCCUAAAAUCUACUUACACAGAACAGAUGAGCCGCACCAACUUGUGUGUAAAGAAGAGGAGUCUCUGUCUAACCGGGAGAAGAACUCCAGUCCAGACCAAGAGGAGGCAGAGCCUCCACGGGUUAAAGAGGAACCAGAGGAACCCUGCAGCAUUCAGGAGGGAGAGCAGCUUGAACUGAAGGAGGAGACUGAAACGUUCAUGUUGACUCCUGCUCAUGAAGAAAGAAACCACAGUGAACCAGAACUACAUGAACAGCAGUUCUUUUCUAGUUUGAGAGAAUUGAUCACAGAGAGACAAAAGGCUGCUGCUGAAGACAUAUUUGAGCUUGUUCAAACUACUAUCGUGGAGUACAAGGAGGAGCUCGAGCAUCAACGGAAACAGCUGGAUAUCUUCUUGAACCCUGCAGUCUACCUACACAGAAUAGAUGUGCCACAGCAACUUGUGUGUAAGGAAGAGGAGGUUGUACUUAGCAAGCAGCUCUGUUACCAGGAUAGAAACUCCAGUCCAGACCAAGAGGAGGCAGAGCCUCCACGGAUGAAAGAGGAACCAGAGGAACCCUGCAGCAUUCAGGAGGGAGAGCAGCUUGAACUGAAGGAGGAGACUGACUGGUUCAUGACUCCUGCUCAUGAAGAAAGAGACCACAGUGAACCAGAACUACAUGAACAGCAGCUCCUUUCUGACAGUACUCAUGUUUCUGAGGAUCAAGAUCCUGCAGGAAGCAAGGACAAGGACUCAGAAUCAAGUAGAAAUUCAGAGCCAAACAUUCCUGACAAAAUCCAUCAAAGCAGUCACAACACUGAUGUGUCAGAGAAUCAAUGUAAUUCUCUUCGAGAUCAGCCAUCUUUUAAUUGUGACGGUUGUGAUGAAAGUUUUAAGAACAAGUUAGCUUUACAGACACAUCAGUGUGUCCACAGUGGUAAAAAAACACAUUCUUGCAAGUAUUGUGGGAAAAUUUACAAAUCAAAGGGUUUAUUAACAAGUCAUGUAAGAAGUCACACAGGUGAGAAGCCUUUUACUUGCACAACAUGCAGCAAGUCUUUCACACAACAAAAACAUUUGAGAGUCCACAUACGUACACACACAGGUGAGAAGCCUUAUACUUGUACAACAUGCGGCAAAUCUUUCACACAAAACCCAACUUUGAAAGACCACAUGCGUAUACACACAGGUGAGAAGCCUUUUGCUUGUACAACAUGCAGCAAGUCUUUCUCACAUCAAACAUCCUUGAGAAAGCACAUGCGUAUACACACAGGUGAGAAUCUUCUUACCUGUACAACAUGCGGCAAAUGUUUCACAAAUCAAAAACCUUUGAGAGUCCACAUACGUUCACACACAGGUGAGAAGCCUUAUACUUGUACAACAUGCGGCAAAUCUUUCACACAAAACCAAAAUUUGGAAGUCCAUAUGCGUAUACACACAGGUGAGAAGCCUUUUAUUUGUACAACAUGCAGCAAAUCUUUCACUACACAACAACACUUGAACGACCACAUGCAUAUACACACAGGUGAGAAGCCUUUUACUUGUACAACAUGCGGCAAAAGUUUCAUACAUCAACAAAAGUUGAAAAUACACAUACGUUCACACACAGGUGAGAAGCCUUAUACUUGUACAAGAUGCGGCAAAUCUUUCACACAAAACCAAAUUUUGAAAGUCCAUAUGCGUACACACACAGGUGAGAAGCCUUAUACUUGUACAACAUGCGGCAAAUCUUUCUCAGAACAUCAAAAAUUGAAAGUCCACAUGCGUAUACACACAGGUGAGAAGCCUUUCACUUGUCCAACAUGCGGCAAAUCUUUCACACAACAACACGACUUGAAAAUCCACAUGCGUAUACACACAGGUGAGAAGCCUUAUACUUGUACAACAUGUGGCAAAUCUUUCACACAACACCAACAAUUAAAAUUCCACAUGCAUACACACACAGGUGAGAAGCCUUUCACUUGUACAACAUGCGGCAAAUCUUUCUCACAACAUCAAUACUUGAAAGCCCACAUUCGUACACACACAGGUGAGAAGCCUUACUCCUGCAGCACCUGUGGACAAAGAUUCUCUCGCCAACGAAGUCUGAAGAAUCACAACAAAAUUCAUACACAUGACUGAAUGGAAUAAAGUUCUCCGUCGCCACGAUGGAUUUCCGUCUUUUAGAAAAUGGGGGGCGGGGGGCUACACGUGUUUUUUGUUGUAAUCUCGUUAAGGCUAAGGCUAGACCAUACUUUUAGCCAGUCAGAGGCAGAGCAGGGCGGGUCAUGCUUGCCAAUGCACAGUAGGCCUGGAUGCUAGAAUGCUUGUUUUGCAAGAUCAUCAGAAACUGGCGAAAUUUCACAAGGAUGGAAUGGUCUAACAAAGCCAUCCCCAAAUGGCCCGCUAGCAGGUGUCAUCUGGCCCACGAGACAUUUUGGAAAAGAGAUAGAAAUUUUAAAAAAUUUAUUCAUUUUUAAUAUUUACCAUCUUAAGUGUUUAAAAUGCAUAUUUUGACUCAUUUAUCAUGAUCUUAAUUAUAGUAAGGAAAGGAUGUAAUACGAAAAAGACGCACGGCAGCGCAGCUGUAGCAUCACCUCAGCUCUGCAAACGUGCUGCCCAAAAAGAGGCUGAUACAGACUGCAUGACUUUUAAGACUGAAGGAGAAGUAUUUAUUUUUUCUGGUUUAAUAUUGAUUCUCUUGUUGAAGAUGAAGAAUUUAACCACCAUGCGCAGCUGCACAGACUCUCAUAGAGUCCAGACAUCCAUAUUUACACUCAAAAGAAAUAUUUCUGUCAAUAACACGUUUGUUAGUUUUUAACACUAAUUUAGAGAAAUAGAUUAUUUUAUCGAUUUGUGGUCUUUUUUUACUGAUAUGAGCUUUGUCAGUGUUGGACACGACACACAGAUGAGGGUGUGUGUUAAUGUGUGCGUUGGUGAGAGAAUGUGUGUCUCUGCUCUGCCUGUCAGACAACAACCAGGGAUUGUUUAACUGGGGCAAAAACUUUGCUUUUUGGAGCUAACAGUGGACUCUAUGGUAGGCCUGAGCAAUAUGGCCUAAAAAUCGCAUCACGGUAUUUUUCUUGCCUUUGACGAUAACGGUAUUUUAUCACAGUAUUACAAAAUUAAAAAGAGAUAAUGCUUUUUAAUCCAAAUUCAAGUGUUAUUAACCCCCUUCUCCCCUUAAAACAAGCCUUUGAUGGUAUACUUAAUUUAUCUCCAAGUAUAGGAACACAGAAAACAUGUUUUAUUUUUUUUUAGUCUCUCUAGAUUUACUUCUAACUGCAC